Sceloporus undulatus (fence lizard) is the source of this 3466-nucleotide messenger RNA. It is a transcript of the gene ANKRD55, whose product is annotated as ankyrin repeat domain 55. The transcript is spliced from 11 exons. The record is from RefSeq and is a predicted model, not a curated record. Gene Ontology annotation, molecular function: protein binding. NCBI's taxonomy places the organism in Eukaryota, Metazoa, Chordata, Lepidosauria, Squamata, Phrynosomatidae. Bases 304 to 2301 code for a protein of 665 amino acids.
UCAACAGUGCUCUUCUCAGACACAGGACCAAAACAGCUUAUUUCAACCCCUGGAGCAAUGAAACAUUAGGCAAUUUCAAAAGGAUCAUUUUCAGCCCAGCCUUUUACAAAUGGAUGAUGAGGUUCCUGUUACAUGACAGGCAGCAUAUUUGCUUUUAUGAUAACCUGCUACUGCAAAGCAAAUUUAAUGCAAGCAAGAAGACUGGUGACAGCAAUCAUUCCAUGUGUUGUUUACUAGCGUAAUAUACAGGCUUUUGCUUCGGUGAUUGCAGAGGCUACAAAACAAUGUACCAGACCAGCAGCAAUGGAUUUUAGUACUUCAUCUGUGUUUGAUCAACAGAAAGGUGAUUCAGCAGAAGAAGUUGACCUGACUGUGGUGUAUCAAGCCGCAGCUAAUGGGGAUAUCAAUACUUUGACUUCUGUCAUCCGUGAAGAUCCUUCCAUAUUAGAAUGCUGUGACAGUGAUGGCUGUACUCCCUUGAUGCAUGCUGUCUCAGGACGCCAACAUGAUACAGUGAAAUUGCUGCUGAAGAUGGGAGCCAAUAUCAAUACUCAAGAUGCCUGUGGGCGUACCAGUUUGACCCUGGCCACCUAUCUGGGAUGGCUUGAGGGUUGUGUCACUUUCUUGAGAAAUGGUGCCAGACAGAAUAUCCCCGAUAAAAAUGGAAGAUUACCACUGCAUGCUGCCACUGCUGAUCCCAAUGUCAGGCUUUUAUCUGUGCUGCUGCAGCAGUCUGACCUGAGUGAAAUUAACCAUCAGGACAACGAGGGAAUGACAUCUCUUCACUGGGCUGCAUUUCACAAUCGACCCCAGCAUGCCCAAACACUGCUGCAUAAAGGAGCUGAUCCAACACUGGUGGACAAAGAUUUUAAAACAGCUCUUCAUUGGGCAGUUCAGAGUGGGAACCGGAUCCUCUGUUCUAUCAUCCUGAGCCACCGUCAGGGCCCAUCAAUAAUAAACUAUGAUGAUGAGAAUGGGAAGACUUGCAUUCAUAUUGCUGCUGCUGCAGGAUACAGCGACAUUAUCAGUGAGCUGGCUAAAAUCCCAGAAUGCAACUUGCAAGCCCUCGAUGUGGAUGACAGGACACCUUUGCACUGGGCUGCAGCAGCAGGAAAACCGGACUGUGUGAAGACCUUACUACAGUUGGGGGUAGACAGCACCCCAAGAGACAUCAAUGAGAACACUCCACUGACGUAUGCUAUUUACUCUGGGAACACUGCAUGUGUUAAACUGCUCUCCCAAGAGAACAGACUGGAGCUUGUUCAUCAAGUGUCUUCUCAAAAUAAUGCAUUCCUGAAGAAGGAAAGCCGAUUUCAUAUGCUUAAUCAAAUCUUCUCCAGCAAAAAGAAAAAGGGAGACUGGAAGGCAAAUCCAAAAGAGAAGAAUAAAGACAGAUCGCAGAGGGAAGAGACCUCAGAGGUGGAUGAAAUUAUCACUACGUUUGACUGCAUUAUGGAUGCCAGGUACAAAAGUUCUUCAGAAGAGAGUGUCACAGCUAUUGAUUUUAAAAAAAGAAGCACAGACACUAAAAAGUACCUCAUCUCAGAAAAUAACACCCCAGACUGCAAUGGCCUUCCACCAAUAAGAACACAAAGCCUCCCACCAAUUACUGUGGGUCAUUCUUUUUUAACAACUUCUCACCUGGCAACAUCUAAUAUGUGUUUGGGUACUGAAACUCUCCAUUUUCCACACCAGUCUCAAAAAAGCAGAAGUGAACAUGAUUUGUCAAAUCAAAGAAGCAGUCGACAAACUUUGGACAAUCCUUGGAAAGUUGAUACUAACCAAAUACUCACAUGUAAAGUCUGGACAACAAUGCCUUCUGAUAAUAAACUGAUAGAUGGAUUGUUCCCAAACAAAUCCGAUCAUGUUCUUUUGUGUCCUCCUCAUCUUCCACAUCUAUCUAGUUCUCCAUCAGGCAAAAAAAAUCAACAGGCGACACUAGAUCGAUCCAGAGGAAAAGAUCUAACACCUGUGAGGAACAACUUGUCUCCCAUACUAAACCACUGUAUUCAAAAAGCCCAGGUACCACCCAGACAAGUUUCUCAGGGUGUCAAGGAGUUGAAGUCAUUGUCUUUAAAUUCCUUAAGGACUGGUACCUCUGUUCUCCCGCCAGCACUUCCCACCAAAUCCCCCAAAGGAGGACUUUCGCAGAGUCGCUUGCUAUACUCUUUCUUGCCAGUGCUAUCAGCAGAGCCUCGUCGAACAAGCAGAGUCCUACCUGCCAUUCCAAGCCAAAAGGGAUCUAGUCUCACAGAAGAAUCACUCAGCCAGUCUUGUUGCAAAUCAAACAGUGACAAUUAGAUCAUAUGUCCAAAGCUAUCCAAAAACCAGUAAUUAAACAUCACUCAACAUUUGCUUUCUGUUGUUAAUGAGAGAAUUGACAUACAGGAUUAAAAGUCAAGCCACAUCCAUCCGAUUGCUAUUUGGCGCAAUUAUUUAUCUUAAUAUAUAAUUGGUGCCAUUAUUUAUUUUAAUCUUAUUGAGAAAGUGCUAGUAAAUAUACUCCAAAAACAGAAGGAAGGAAGGAAGGAAGGAAGGAAGGAAGUAAGGAAGGUUGGUUGCUAUACAUUACUGCUUAAAAGCCGAGAGCCAGUGCCAGUUUUCCUUUCUAAAUGAGCAAGACCAAUGCAAUGUGCUUAAUAAUUUAGCACACAUACCUCUCAUUCAGGACUGAUUUAUUCAUAGACUCUUGUCUGUAUCUCCUGGAGGCCACUCAAAAGGAUUCACAUGUAUAGUUGCCCCACAUACCAUGCAUUACAUUUUAGUGACGCUCAGCUCAUAAAUGUGCAACAUUUAGAUGGCAUUAUUGUGUGCCCAAACAAUACUUCUGCUGUAUUGCAAUUGCUAUAGGCUAUGAACAUUUCAACACAAUGUCCCCAUAUGGAGUAUCUGCCCAAGUAAAUGCCUCUGGGUUGUCCGAUUUAAAUCAGGUCUAAGUUUCAUGGGGCUUAAAUCUACUUUUAAAGUGCCAUUGACUUCAGUAUGAAUUAAGUACACUCAGUUUUCUCCAGAACAUUUCCUGAAUGUUAGCAAUGGUCUUCUGUAUUUCCAAAUAACCAAUAAAGCAAAAAGAUAACACGCUGAAAUGCAUGUAGUCUUUUUCUCAGCUCCUAAACAGAUAUCCAUUCCAGUGUUUCCUGAUGUUGGUUGUUGAGAGGUAUGCAUUUCCUCUGUUAGGAACUGCUGCUCCAUGUCCUAAAAGUACCAGAGAAAGGGUCAGAUUAAAGAACAAUGUUAAUCUGUUUGCACAUAUAAUUGCAACAGAAUAUAUCUCCAUCCCUCAAAGUUGCUUUAGGUACUUUCCUAACAAUCAGUUAAAAGAGUCUCCACAGCACUUUUUUCAAGUCCCUACAACAGCACUGUUAAAGUAAUCAAAAUUAUGUCAACUUGUCUGCAGCGUCAUAAUAAAGAAUUCUUGUUUUGUUUGUCACAAGGGCAUGCGUGAUAUCUUUAAUAAUGACAACUG